CACACCCUUGUGUUGUGUCAGCAUUCCUUUGUGAAAUAACGAUAACGAUUAGGGUUUCCAAUUUUCACAGCAACAAUGGCUCCCUUGUUCCGUUUUCGUUCAAGCACACGCUCAUUGGCCACAUUGGCAAGGGCUUCGCACCACAACAACCACCGUGAGAACCACAAGUUCCUAUCACCGACCUCGUUCGUGGGGAGUUGGGAGGCGCCGAGCGACCCUAAGGAAGCGGAGAAGAAGCUGGCGCGUCUGCGUAGGGAGUACGCGAAGCAGAUGACGGAGGUUCGAAAGGAGUACAUGGCAGAGAUGGAGUUGAUGAAAUUGGAGAAACAGCGCAAAGACGACGCUCGCAGGGAAGCCCUCAGAGUCGCCAACGAAGAGCGCAAGAAACUCAAGGCUCAAGCUGCACAACUCAGAGCACAAGAACGCAACAUCGUCGAACAACAAUUUCGAGAAACCCUUUUAAAAGAAAGAGCUGAGAAACUAGAGAACUGGAAGAUGAAAGUCAAAAAGCAUGAUGAGAAGAAGGUAGAGAAGAAAGAGUUAUUGCGUCGACAAAGUUCCAUGUGGGUUGAUGAAACUGAUCUCGAGAAGAAAAUACUGGAAUCCAUUGUUGCUACAACACAACUUUGAGCCUCUUGCAGUUCCACAUUUGUAUGGGGUUGGGGUCUGUUUUAUCUGGUUAGUGGAAUCUAGUCUUUUGUUCAAAGCAACCUCAUAAAAAUAGUUCUUUCAUUCAGAGUAUCACAUUUAUGCUUUAGCCCUGCUGGUCUAUACAAGUUGCAUGAUAAUAAUGUAUGAAAAUAAGUCUUAUGCUGGUUAGUAUUGGGAAUUUUGAAAGAAGUACUAACUUAACUAGAUUGCAUGCUCAAGUGCAAACAAUGCUGCUUUCUUUUAAUAAGUGACUUUGGUAGAAAGAUUUCAAGCGAGUGGUGAUUGGAUUUGAUCCAGAUACAACCUUCUGAUUAGAAACAUAUCGAACCAGUUCUUUGUUUAGCUUGUGUAAUUUCAGACAUUCCUUUAUUCACAUAGUUUGGUUGGUUAAUGAUUU
This is a messenger RNA of Gastrolobium bilobum, 1048 nucleotides long. RefSeq names its product UPF0329 protein ECU05_1680/ECU11_0050. The record is from RefSeq and is a predicted model, not a curated record. NCBI's taxonomy places the organism in Eukaryota, Viridiplantae, Streptophyta, Magnoliopsida, Fabales, Fabaceae. Bases 76 to 630 code for a protein of 184 amino acids. The transcript has 2 exons.